AUGGAAACGGCGAGAGACGAUGGAGACACGUCUCCUCGCGCCGCCUCUCGCGGCGCUUGUCUCUGUCCCGCCGCGGAGAGAAGGAAGCGCUGGAAGCCUCAAAGCGCGUCGGAGACAAACGACGCCGAGGGCGCCAGCCACGCUCCCGAGGCAGUGCAAUUCGAAGUCGAAGACGUUCGCUUCUUCGCGCAGCUUCUCUCUGUCGUCAUUCCUCACUCUGCAGGGGGCGUUCCGCCAGUGUCGAUCUUCGACGGUGCGGGCGACUCUGGCCGGAACCGAAACGCGUCCGGGCGAGCAGCUUCCGGGCAAGAAGGCGACUGGAACUGCGUCUUUGUCCAGUGGAAAGAAAGGGAGUUGCGCCUGCGUGGGGUCUCGCGAGGGCGAGACGUGUACAGUGACCUGCGGCUCGCUUCCUCCUUUUUCCCCGCCUUCGAAUAUAAGCCGAGGCGGCCCGGACGAGGCCGCGACGAGCGAGGAAAGAAGCGAAGAACAGACUCAGAUCGCGACGCUGAGCCGAGCGACACGGAGAGCGAGGAGCAUCAGGUGAUGAUUCGUGUCCAUGAGCUAAUCAACGCUCUCAUGUUGUUUGGCGAGAACGCACAUAUACGCGUUCGUUACGUCUUCGACGAGGGUCUUCUCACGAUUCUUCUGCACGAGCGGCCGGUGGCCAGAGGCGCCUCUGUGGACGACGAGGAGGAGGCGAUUUCCGAGAUCUGCGUAAAAACCUUCAGCGUUUCGCAGCACGAGAGACUCCCUGACCUCUGCGCGUUUUCCCCAUCCUGCAGUUCGUCUUCCGCAGACUACCUUCGAAUGUCUGACGCAGCUGCGGGCUCUGGGGAUGUGCGUCUCUCUGUGUAUCCGCCUCCUUUACCGAAUGUUCCCUUUCCCGAGGAAGGCGAGAGAGACGUUCCGCAGCAGGAGAAUCGCGGGUCAGGAAACAUCGAAGGGCGUGAGCCUACUGCAGUCCCGACGUCGAGCGUACACGAGAGAAAGCCGAAGUUGCUCUUGGCCUCGACCCCGUUCUCUUUCCGCGUCUCCAACUCUCCAGACCUCACGCCUGAGGAGUCUCCUGUCGGUUGUUCCUGCUCUCAACGAUCGUUGUGUGAAUCUAGGAUAUUUCGUUUCGGUUUAUCUACAUUCGUGCAGCUCGCCACCGGUUUACGCCUGGAGUGGCAUGAGGAUGGCCUCCUUCUCCUGCAGCUUCUGAUCAAACCACAGCUACAAACUCGGCUUUUUCUGCAUUUUUAUCUCUUCGCGACGGUCACGCAGCCUCAGAACUAG
Neospora caninum is the source of this 1281-nucleotide messenger RNA. RefSeq lists its product as hypothetical. The record is from RefSeq and is a predicted model, not a curated record. NCBI's taxonomy places the organism in Eukaryota, Apicomplexa, Conoidasida, Eucoccidiorida, Sarcocystidae. The coding region runs from base 1 to 1281 and encodes 426 amino acids. The transcript is spliced from 10 exons.